ACUGCGAUUUUAUGACUUGAAUUAGGCCUCAAUAUCAACAUAUCAGUCUGUUGGCUAAGGUGGUACCAGUGUAUGAACAAUAAUAUAUUUAAAAAUGAAGUGAUGAAAAAGUAAAACGAACUGUUUUUGGCUAAUAUCUAAAGACUAUUUUUUUAAUUGUAAGUGUUAUUAAAGAAUUAAGAAGAUGAUAGGAAAAAAUGCUGUCAUAUUAGCGAUUUGUAUUAUUAUUUGUACAACAAUACACCUAGCAUUAUCUAAAUUGUCAACACCAUGCCAAGGAAGCGUAGGAUUGAAAUAUUUAUGGGGAGAUGCCUUACUUGAUAAUCCAGAUUGUAUGGGACCAAAUAAUACGCCAUAUCCAUCAGCUGCCAUAGAUAGAAAUUUUAAAGCAUCAAAAUUAUGGUUAGCUUCUUACAGGUCAGGAAGAUCUCAGAAUACGAUUGAUCCCUUUAUUACCAGAAACGUCCUUCUUUCAGCGCAUCAACAGACUAUGAAUAAUGAAGCUACUAGUACUCUAAUCAGGCAAGCACGAACUGCAAGUAUGACUCCCGCCAACAUGUGUGCAUCUACGCCUCAACGAUUAUGUAAAACAAGAUAUAACACCACAGCUCCCAUGUACGGAGUCUCUCUUACUUCAGGCCAGCCAGUAACCAUUGUCCAGAAGUUUCCUGAUUUGUUACAACAAGUAGUGUUUGAAGUAUGUGAAAGCUCAGAAUGUGAUGUAGUUCGAGGAGAAUGUACCCAAACAUACGUUCCUUAUCUUUUUUUGGUUAUUCCACUAGGACCAGUAACAUUAACAGGCCAGGAUUACGUAUUAGUGGAAAGCGGCUGUGUAUGUAGACCCAAAUAUGCUGGACAACAUUCAGAAACAAAUCCUCCCGUAAUUCCAAGGAUAUAAAAACUAUUUCACUUAUCGAAUUUUAAAAAGCUUUCUUAUCUGUCUUAAGUGAUUAAUAAAAGACUGGUGUGCAGAAAUUGAAAUAGCAUCAGAAACAGUGGGAACACGUUAAUCUUUUGUAAAGUAAUUCAGACAGUUUUGAUAAUUGUCAGAAUCAAAAACUUUUUUCAUGUUUUAAUAAAUUAAUACCUAAGAAUUGUACCGAGAAGAAAAACACGAGUCAUGAGUAACUCUAGGAGUUGAUAACCUCUUUAAAAACAAAUCGGGAAAUAUUUAGUUCUGCCUACUUAUUUCACAUUAAAAAAUCAGGCUGUGUUUUCGGUAUGCAUUUAUUAUUUUUAUACACAGCUUUAAUCCAUCACUGUUUUUAAAAGUUUUUACAUACCUAAUAUAUAUUUAGUUAUUUAGUUAUUUAUUUACAAAUAAUUAGCUUACUUUGAGAAAUUAGUAAAUAAUAUGGAAAAUUAGUUUUUUUAAAUUAUAUUCGCUACAAAAAUAAUGUUGCCAUAUGGCAAGGUCACAAUAUUGCCAUAUUCGCUAAAAAAAACAUGUUGCCAUAUGGCAAGGUCACUAUGUAAAAGAGUCAGGUAUGUAAUAAUUACAAGAAAUUAUUUAACAUAAACUGGCACUUUAUAUUUAGUACAGAUAGUCGUCAUAAUCGAUUUAUAUCCUUACCAGGUCAUAAAUUUUGUCGUCUUUUUAGCUAAGUAGAUGGAUGUGACAAUACACGAAUUGGCUGCAGUACGACAGGGAGGAAGCCACCUGUUAUGUCCCGAUAAAGGAAGAUAGGUGCGUUAUGUCCCGAUUUCUUGUAGAUAAUCCAUGAUCUCUGAAUAGUAACAUUUAUCUACCAAUUAAACAAAUUCCACCUUCACUUUUUACUACGAAUAGCAAUUCAAUACGAGCUUAUAUUUUCAUCCAUAAGAUCUGUUCCUCUCAUGGUUAAAUUAUAGUUACCAAUUAUUAGACAGACGCCUUUAGACCUGAAUAUUUUUUAUUGUGUAUCGAGAACAUCUUUUGACUUUAUCUAAUGGACUCAUAUCAUAAAUUGUUGAUGCCAUAAUGAUAAUGUUAUUAUUAUUCUGAAACAAAAUACCAGAGAAACUUUUUUGGAGGUCUACUAGAAUGGUGUAUGUUUGGUGUAGUAUGAUCAACUAUGUACUAUCCAUACUACUAAUUUGUAUGGAGAUCUACUAGAAUUAUUGAUAUCAUACGAUGGUAUUUUGUUAAAAACUGCACCUAGAUCUAGCUCUUGGUAGCAUUACCAUGAAAAAGUAAUAAGAAAUCCUUCCAAGGAUUUUUUAUUUUAUAGACAAUGCAUAUUUUUCUUCUCUGGUGUUAACAACCAGACCCAGAGUAUACUGACACAAUAAUAUGUAUAAACAAUAUAAACAAUGCCAAUAAGUUGAUAUGUUUAUAAAUUUGGAGACUAACGCUUUGGUGACGAUAUUAUGCUGAUUUCAGAUAACCUCAAAAAAAUACAAGGAGUUGUUAAGUAUCUUCACUAAACUCUGUUUGUGUCAACCGAGGUAGGUUUAAAACUUAACCUUGAUAAAAUCGAGUAGGUAUAUGAUUAUCUACUUAGUCUUUAGCAGCAACAUAUCCAAAAUCGAAAUUUUGAACGUUCCUAUGAACCAUUUUAGUCCAACUUUGAUGCUUCUUUCUGCUUAACACUAAUAAAUAUCUGGAUUUAAUGAUUUUACUAUCUGUCACAUGAUGAAACUACAAACACGUUGAGAGUCUCAUGCCGGGCCUAAUAGCUGCUGCGAUAUGGAAGGGUGGAGUUAUAAUAGGUAGGAUAUUUACUGGGCAUAAAAAUAAAUGUUACACACGUAAUAAAAAAUGGUUUAAAUUUUUAAAAAUCAGUUGAAAGUAAAGAAAAUUUCAGGAUAAGCGCAAUGGGGCAAAUAAAGAUUUAAUGAUUAAGGCUGUAAAAGAUAAAUUAAUAAAUAGUGAGACAGAUACAAUAAUUUCUAGAAGGAAAAGAAAGAAGCAUAAAGAGGAAAUAUCGGUGACAAAGGAAUUGCAAUGAAUUUCCACAUCAAAAUUUUCUAAACUUACACAUAAUAUGUAUAAACCUACAUAAUGUAUUCAAAAGGUACAACCUACAUAUGUAUAAAACUACAAAUAUGUAAAGCCAUAUGCCUUGUUGUUUAGUAGAUAAUAUAUAAUUAUGCGGUAUCCUCAACAAAAAUUGUACCCUCCUAAAACUCGGCAAUAAAAUGAUUUGACAAAAAUCCAAAAGUAAGGUUGAAUAAUCCAUAAUUUGGAGGGGGUUUUCAUUACUUACAUAACUGUUUUUUUUUAUCAAUCGAUUAGUUAGCCACUAUCUUGUAACUCUUUAAGAAUCUAUCACUAAGAUUUUUGUCUUAUUCUCUCAGCUGGUGACAUCUCCUGUCCCCUGAGAGGCUUCGGUGAUGAUUUGGGAUUUGGAAUUUUUUGGGAUCAUGUUUUCCUUGGAUUUCCUUUAUUUUUGCUUAUUUUUCUUCUUACUUCCUAAACUUAUUUCUAACCUUAGUAUAAUUUUUUUAGAGCGUAAUAUAAUUUGUUCGCUUUUUUUAUUCUAUUUUCUAUCGCAACAUUCAUUUUCCGUAAGUAACCCAUACAAGUUUGCAAUAAGUAGUUUUGGAUUUUUUUUUAAUAUAUAUUUUUUCCAGUUUUAGCACAAAUUUUAUUCGGGGGUAAAAACCUCGAAACUUAAAAACCGGAUUCUUUGGUAACUGAUCGAACAAUUUAAAAAAUCAUAAAAACGGUUAUGUAAGUAACUAAAACCCCUUCCAAAGUAUGGUUAAGUGGAAAGAAUAAUUUUUGCAUAACAAUAAUAAUUGAUCUCCCCGAUCUCUCCCGAUGUAAAAAUAGAGCGAUUUUUGAAUUUUUGUCAAAUUUUAGGGUGGUACAAAUUUUCUUUGGGACAAGAAUUAGAGACAAACAAUUUUUUUUCAUAGUUAUGUAAUAGACGUUAUUUAUUUUAGUGUUUUUUAAAUUAUUAUAUAUUUAUUUAACGAUAGUAACUAGGUAAUUAAAAUUAUUUAUUAAAAGUUAUUUUAAAACUGUAGAUGUCAACUAGAUUAGGUUUUGUAGUGUUGCAAAUAUAUGUUAUUAUAAAUUCAA
Diabrotica virgifera virgifera (western corn rootworm) is the source of this 4009-nucleotide messenger RNA. RefSeq lists its product as uncharacterized. NCBI's taxonomy places the organism in Eukaryota, Metazoa, Arthropoda, Insecta, Coleoptera, Chrysomelidae. The transcript has 5 exons. The record is from RefSeq and is a predicted model, not a curated record. The coding region runs from base 185 to 898 and encodes 237 amino acids.